AUGGAUGAUUUGGAACUUCGAUUAUCAGAGCUGAUAACUACGGCUAGUGACUACUCCCUUCCGUCACAAGUGGAUCAAUGCAAAUUAAAAGAAUUUUUCAAAUUAUUGGUUAAUAAUAAAGAUAUGCCAGAUAUACUUUCUAUUGAAACUCUACCUAAAAUGAUAGUGAAAUUUAUGGACUAUUGUGAAGAUGAUUUCCUCUUAGAGACAGUGGUACAAGAGUCUUUCUUUUGGACAAUUCUAAUAGCCACUUGUUCCAGAGUAAGUCUAGUUGAGAUGAAUUUUGUGAUGAAAAAACUUUUUACAAUAUGUCUAGAUGAUCAGACGAGGCAUAAAAAACAUUUGGUAACAAUUAUGAGAAGUCUUUAUGUAAAUCCUAUUUUUGUGCAGACUUAUACAAAAUAUGUCUUACAGAGUGCUGAGAAUCUGUCUGAAACCAAACUAGCUUUAGAAAUUUUUUCUCUACAUUUUGAAUGUUUGUCAUCAUUAUCAUUCGAAGAUUUAAGUCUCACUGUUGCAAUUAUAAUGAGAAAUUUUAUAAAUUUGAAUGAAUUAAGAGAAUUUUUUUCUAAUUUAAUAGAUAAUGAUGAUGUAUCAGAUACCUUGUUCAAAAGUUUUACUGGUAUAAAAUAUGGGAAGACUGGUAUUUUAUCAAGAUAUUCGUUGCAGGAGUAUGAGGGUCCCUUGAAAGACCGCUAUUUUAACGCUUUAAAAGAGGUUUCUGCGUUAUCUUCUAUCACUAAUAAUAAUUUUACUGAAGAAACUAAGAUGCUACAAGAUGAAAAAAAGAUUACCCUUUUACAAGCGUAUGAUGCCGUUAACUUUCUUGAAAACUCUAAUUUAUCAUUUAAAAAAACAUAUAGUGAACAGUUAUUAUUCGGCAUAUCUCCAUUUCCUUUAUCUAAAGCUCUAGUUCGUGUAUCGAUUGCAUUAGAUAACUACAGCACAAAUCUACGGCUAACUGAUUCAGCAGAAAAAUUUAUUAUAUUUUUAUUAAUUAACAAUGCCUCUAUUUAUUACAUAAUAAUGGAAAGAAUUCUCAAUAUGUGGGCAGAAUCAGAUGCAAAAACUGGCAAUGACUUAGAAUCAUUGCUAGAUUUGAUUCCUAUAAUAAUUGAUAAAUCAAUGACACCCCACAAUUUUACAUAUGGGUGCAAUUUUUUCAAAACUAGAUUAAAAACUCUUGAGAAUAUAUCAUAUAAGGUUGCACGAAAUUGGCAGCUUGAUACCCUUAGACAGAAGCAUUACAGUAAAUGGUCGGGACGAGUAAUAGAGUUUGAUGCAAUGUUAACAACUCAAGUUUAUGAAUAUGUGCGUCAUCAACGAUUAUUACAAUUACAAAACGGUUCUUGGGUAUAUGCCGAAAAUCCAUUGGCUCCAGAUGUACAGUAUCCUAGGGUAGCAUUCAUAGUGUUAUCAGCAAACCAAAAUAAUAUUUUAUUAAGAGAAUUCGAUAUUAGGCCUGAAGAAUUACCCCAGAUUGGUGAUAAUCGCAUUACAUUAUCAUCUGAUAAAAAUCUGAAUUUUUCAAAGUCUCAGACUAAGGUAGUUCGAUUAAGCGAUAUUUUUUAUUUUGAAGGAAAUCAAAUUACUAUUGGUAACAACGUACCAGAUGAUUUUAAAAUGGUUAAUCUAAUUCAGAAAAGUGUAUAUGUGGAAAUUAAUUUAUCAGAUAGAAAUCAUAAUGUAUUAUUAAACUUAUAUUUUGAUACUAAAGAAACUACAUAUGUUUGGUUAGAUGGCCUCCGAUUAAUUUCAUCGCUUGAAAAGCAUAAAGAUUCAAUAUCUCAGAGCACUAAAGAACAAAUUGAAACAUUAGUGGAUGUGCGAAAAAAUGUUCAGCUUAUUAAUCUUAGUGUGGAUUAUGAUAUUGAUUUGUCAGUUGAUGAUUCAGAGUCUGAGAGUGAUGAAGAUAUAUAUAAUCUUGAUCAUCUAAAAAACAUCGCUUCGAACUUUUACUAUGAUUGA
Henningerozyma blattae CBS 6284 is the source of this 1968-nucleotide messenger RNA. It is a transcript of the gene LMO1, whose product is annotated as Lmo1p. The transcript has a single exon. Bases 1 to 1968 code for a protein of 655 amino acids. NCBI's taxonomy places the organism in Eukaryota, Fungi, Ascomycota, Saccharomycetes, Saccharomycetales, Saccharomycetaceae. The record is from RefSeq and is a predicted model, not a curated record.